Pecten maximus is the source of this 3033-nucleotide messenger RNA. RefSeq lists its product as uncharacterized. The transcript is spliced from 2 exons. The record is from RefSeq and is a predicted model, not a curated record. The coding region runs from base 166 to 1503 and encodes 445 amino acids. Lineage: Eukaryota; Metazoa; Mollusca; Bivalvia; Pectinida; Pectinidae.
CCGGGGAACCCUCUGGAUUCUUCUUAACAACGUAUCCUCGGAUCCUAUGAGAUGUGUCCAACAACUGCAUUAGGCGCUGAUUAAGACAUUGUCCUACUACCAGGCUGCCAAUUCAGAUACGGAUAUCGUUAUAUCUUACCAGGAUCUAUAAGAUUUUCGCACAAAAUGGUAGGAGGCAAACACUGGAUUCUCAUUCUAACAGAACUCACACUCCUGUGUGUCGUUGUUGUAACAGUUAACGAAGAGAACCAGAGAAGGAUCAACGUUCUGCGCGAGCUUUCCAGUAAGUUUCGAGAGUUUCGGUAUAGAUCCCAGUAUGGCGUUUUAUAUAUGCCACCUCCUAACAGCCCAUCGUCAGUAGUCUACAAUCCGGACAACCCUUCCCUUAUCUUCAACAAUCAAAACAGAGGGAUCUUGUACCCUUCCUUUCCAUCAAGGAACCUCCCUGCCCAGUUUCAGCAUAACUAUGCGGCUGCAAAUCCAGAUUAUCGUGGGAACGUUUAUGGCAUCGCACUCCACCGGCCUGGAACAUCGACUAUUCACACCGAAGACUUACUUCUCAACAUGGUGUUUGAAAGAAUGCUAGAGUGGUAUAAGAAGUAUUAUGGACAAGACCCAUCUGCAAUUUACCUGUUCACACACUUCAUCCCGUGUCCAGAAUGUACUACAAUCAUACAGAAUGCUUUGACAACCACUCUUGUCGAUACGAAUGGAAACAUUAUCCCUCUGUAUGUCGGAUUUAGUCAGCUUCUCGGUGGAGUACCAAAUGAAAACAGAAACGAGGCUAGAAAUCGAAUGAAUAACUUGCGAAACAUCUUAAAUAAUCGUAAUGGACGUCUAUUCGAUAUAGGUAGGACCGUGCCUGGAACAUCAACUGCAGCAUGUACGGAGUGGGGUAUCCCAAGACGACCCAAACGACAGGCACAAACCACUGGCGAAUGUUCAGAGGAUGAGUUUUUCUUCCUUCGAAUGGACUUCACAACUGGAAAGGUUCAGGUUGUUUGGGACCUGCCAAAUAUAAACCUUGGCAGCUAUGCUUGGGUUGGUCUUUAUGACAAAACGGGAACUAGGAAGACUUCGGAAUAUUUGUCGAAGGAAAAGGCUGGCAUCAAAACGUUUAAUUAUUACAUGAGUGACGGUAUAGAGGCUCGUCUGUCCGAUUCCUACAGAGAAAAUAUUGUGAGGACAUCCUAUCCGUGGAACAACUGUGGAUUCGGAUGGCGCAAAAUGAAUAAACUUCCUGUAUCAUAUGGAGAUGUAUAUAUGGCGUUAACAGUUGCUAACGGUUACCCUAAAGUUGGAAUAGCGUUCUGCAAAGGACGAGGUGUAGCUAACAAGCAUGACUACGUUAUCACACAAAAUUUUGACCAGGCUUUUGCGAAUAAAUAUCAAGGCUACCAGUGGAUUUCGGAACUUAGCACUGCUUAUACACAUAUAUAUAAGUACACAUACGGGGAGAAGAGUGUCAAUGUCUGGGGGAUUCCGAGUGAAAUACGUGUAUAGCACUACAUUUAAGUACAACUUCGAGGAAGUUUACGACAAUGCCUCUCCAUUUUGGACACCAGGGGGAUGUACUGGUGUAGAGUCUACUUCGGAGAAUUCCUACAACAAGGAUCCUUGUAAUGCCGGGACACUUCUUGGUGGAGAUAACUUGGUCUUAGCUGUAACUGUAAUCCUGUGUUCUCUACUGGUUUCAGGCUAGAUGACAAAUGUCUAUACCUUGGUGAAUUUACGACCCUGGCCAUGGGUUAUUAUUUUGAUAAACAGAUAACUCCUGUACUGUAUGAUUAUAGGCAGCAAAAAUGAAAAACAAUGUAUCCUUUCAUUGGCAUAUUAAUUAUGAAGUAGUACACGCGGAUUUUCUGAAAAUAUGUUUACACAGGAAAUUCAGUUUUACAUGCAGCACAAAAAAAUGGAUGGUAGCAGACGAGGUAAGGUAACAGAAAAACCCUAAUGUUGAACAUUUGUCAAAACAAGAUUAUUUCUGCCUUUGGGAUAGAGAUAUUGAAUUUCAAAUAGGUUUCAGAAAAUGUGUAGGGAAUUGUGUCAUUUUGGGUAAAUAUUUUUAUUUGGUGGUUAUAUGGUUUAAACAAGGCUGAAGAAAGAGAAAUAAAAAAAUAAGUUUAUUCAUCCUUCACAGCUGUAUUUAAAUUGUUCAGGUGGUAUAGAUAACAAACUAGAUCUUCUUUUGUAUAUAUAUGUAUGGUUUUCUGACUAUGUUUACAUAUCAAAAACAUGCGCCAUAUUUUUUAGAAUUGGGCACGUUUACUGUACACUGCUAUACAAAUAUAGGCACUGAGUUUCAACCAGUGGGAGGGUGACUUUCAUUUAGAUUUUUUAUGCAAAUGCGUUGAAUCCGGGGGAUGACAACAUUCCUGACUUUGGAACGCCGCAUUACUUUUAGAUUUCAUACUCUUGCCCCCUGGCCCUAAAAACAACUUUAAUUCCAAACAAACAAAAAACUACACACAACUUGACACUUUUGCGACAAAACACCUGGUAUAAAAAGAAGGUAAAACGUUUGUGCAAAACAUACUGGUAGUUGGCGUGCGUGUUGUCUAUGACGACACGAGGAACUAUAUUAUUGCUUCCGGCAUGGAGAAAAUACCCACAAAGUCCCACAGCAAAUACUUGUUUCAAAAUCGUGUAUAUCAUUUUACUGCAUACCCAUUAACAUUAUAUUGUACAUUACAUGCUUCUUAUUCUUUUAAACAGAAUUGUAUUUUACACAAAUAUUAUGCAUGCACUAUUGGAAAUUUGUUUCAUAGCAAUUGUAUAAGGCUUUGGCAGAUAAAAUCUGCAGUAAUCCGAUCGUGAAAUAAGAGGUAAUUGUUGUUUUUUCCUAUUUGCAAAUUGUGUACAGCACAUUGUUUUAGCAGGAAAUUAUGCACAUUUUAUUGUACCAUAACUAAUUGCAUCAAUAGUUGCUGUGAACACUAUCAUCUAAUUUGCCAAUGGUUACCUGCUUACGAGGAGCAAUGCUGUCAUAGGCAUUUUGUAAAUAAAGAGACCUCCAGAUCUUUUCUAUAACAA